AUGUCGGAGCUCAUAGACCUUGUCGAACGUCAGUGCCGUCGUUGGCUUGAGGCCCAACGAAAUGUUCAGGACAGCACCUCGAAUCGCCCUUUCAUCGUGGGUAUAUCGGGCCCUCAGGGGAGCGGUAAGACCACGUUGACUCGGGAGCUUGAACAGCGGUUGGCUCGAUCAUCCACCCCUCUGACAGCUGUAAGCCUGUCCUUGGACGACUUUUACCUCACGUACGAUGAGCAAGAGGCGCUGGCAGCGAAGAAUCCAGAAAACGAUUUGUUGCGGUAUCGGGGCAACCCGGGGACACACGACGUUCCGCUGGCGAUGAAGACUUUAAAUGCGCUUGUGGCCGCGCAUACCGACGUACGAAUCCCGCGAUAUGAUAAGGGCCUGCGAGCUGGACGGGGCGAUAGGCUACCAUUUGAGCAGUGGGACGCCGUGAGCCCACCGUUUGAUGUGGUUCUUCUUGAAGGAUGGUGUGUGGGCUUCGAGUGCAUGGAGGAGGGCGCCUCUCUCGAACCAUUACGUCUGGAUCCUUUCAUCGAUCCUCCAAUUGCCACACUGCUGCCUCACGUUACUAAGUACCCGAGCGCCCACAUUCAACUGCUCAACGAAUAUCUACGCAAAUACCAUGCAUUGUGGAAGUGGCUUGAUGUGCUUGUGCAUAUAUGCGCUUCUGACAUUAACGAUGUGUACUUGUGGAGAAAGCAGCAAGAGGAGGCCUUGAGGAAGUCGGCCACGCACGGACGGGGCGGGCUCAGCGAUUCCGAAGUGGAAGACUUUGUUGAUCGCUUCAUGCCUGGUUACCUGAUUGGGCUGAGGUCUCUGCAGCUAAGCGUAGAUCUAGGGAACCGUAAAUUAGGAGGGUACAUGAGAGUCACCCUGGACGUACAUCGUUCCGUCAACAUGAUCCUUAUAGCUUGA
Molecule: messenger RNA, 915 nt
Organism: Fimicolochytrium jonesii
Lineage: Eukaryota; Fungi; Chytridiomycota; Chytridiomycetes; Spizellomycetales; Powellomycetaceae
Product: P-loop containing nucleoside triphosphate hydrolase protein
Exons: 2
Coding region: 1-915 (304 amino acids)
Cellular component (GO): cytoplasm
Molecular function (GO): kinase activity; ATP binding
Source: RefSeq, a predicted model, not a curated record